GCACCUUCACCGCCCAUCACCAGCGCCGCCGCCGCCGCCGUCCCCACCCGGCCGGAUCACUGAGUAUCCCCGCCGCCCAUCCUGUCCACCUCGACGCCGACCGCGGGGGCUCCUCGAGGUGCGUGUGGCCGUCGGCGAGCUCAUCUUGAUCAGGGUCAGGGGGCGAGAUCGAACCCGAUCCGCACACGCAGCCAAAAGGAGAGUUUUCAGGGCCAGGAGAUCGAAGAUGGCGGCUCCGACUGGAAAUGCAGCCUUCCUCCUCCUCCUGCUGUCUGCCUGCUGCGCCGCCACCCUUGCCUGCGACCCGAGUGGGGCCAAGUUCGGGUACGUCGGCUCCGUGGGGCCUGACCACUGGGGCGCCCUGAGCCCCAACUUCACGGCGUGCGCGGUGGGGACGAACCAGUCCCCGAUCGACAUCGCGACGGCCGCGGCGGUCUGCGACCCGGCGCUGCAGCCCCUCCGCCGGGACUACACCGUCGCCAACGCCACCCUCGUCGACAACGUCUUCAACAUCGCGGUGCGUAAACAUCGCGCUGCGGUUCGACGCCGGCGGCGGGAACGUGAUCGUGGGCGGGAAGCAGUACCGGCUGAAGCAGAUGCACUGGCACUCGCCGUCGGAGCACACCGUCGACGGGCAGAGGUUCCCCGUGGAGCUCCACAUGGUCCACGCCAGCGACGACGGCAACGUCACCGUCGUGGCGACGCUCUACCGCUUCGGCAGGCCGGACCCGUUCCUCUCGCAGCUGCAGGACAAGCUCGCCGCGCUCUCCGCCGAGGGCUGCGACGCCGAGAAGGGCGCCCCGGUGCCCGCCGGCGUCGUGAGCCUGUGGCCGCUGCGGCUGCGCUCCCACACGUACUACCGCUACGUGGGGUCCUUCACCACGCCGCCCUGCACCGAGAACGUCGUCUGGAGCAUCCUCGCCCAGGUGCGGGAGAUGUCGGUGGACCAGGCCGCCGCCCUGACGGCGCCGCUGGAGCAGGACUACCGGCGCAACAACAGGCCGACGCAGCCGAUGAACGGCCGCGUCGUCCAGGUCUACCGCGCCGCGGGGCCGUGAAGAAGAUCGAGCACAAGAAAGCGCCGUAGGGGUGGUGUGCCAGUACCACAGCGUGGUCAGCAGUUGCUGCUGCUGUGGCUGGGUUCUUUUUCAUCAGUUGUUUCUCUGCGUCCAGGUAGUUUGUGACUUUGUAGUGUUCUGCAUCCGUCUUAAUUAGCUUCUUCUAGGUCGUCUGGUCUCUCGUUUGGUCGCCGGCCAUGUCCCUGGUCCGGUCCGGUUUGGAUACUCUGGAGCCUGAAGAUUGAAGUUGUUGGUCGGUAGGUCUAAGCAGGGGUUUGUAGCUAGGUUACUAGUAAUUAGUAGAUCUAUGCACGGGCUUUUGGUUUCCGCACAAGCUUGUGCUGAUCCUUCUCGUAUCUGUAUUCUGUGUGAUGAUGGGAUGCGAAUCGAUCGAACAGUUUCCGUUUGA
This is a messenger RNA of Panicum virgatum (switchgrass), 1467 nucleotides long. Its product is annotated as alpha carbonic anhydrase 1, chloroplastic-like. Lineage: Eukaryota; Viridiplantae; Streptophyta; Magnoliopsida; Poales; Poaceae. Gene Ontology annotation, molecular function: carbonate dehydratase activity; zinc ion binding. Bases 227 to 1087 code for a protein of 286 amino acids. The transcript is spliced from 6 exons. The record is from RefSeq and is a predicted model, not a curated record.